AUGUCGUCGGGCACGCUCUACAUCAGGGACUCGCGAACAGAUGCGCUGUACGAGAUUCCGAUACGAAGGAAUUCAGUUUCGGCCGCCGAUUUCAAACGGAUUAAGGCUCCAGGAAUCGGCGCGAACCGAGCCGACCAGGUCUCAGGCGGACUGAGAGUGCACGAUCCGGGACUGCUGAAUACGACUGUAAUUGAAUCUGCUAUCAGCUUCUCAGACCAUGAACGUGGCCUUCUUCUCUUCCGCGGCUAUAGCUUGGAAGAACUCUGGAAGAGCGACUUUGAAGACAUGCUGCAUCUCCUGGUAUGGGGAUCGUAUCCGACCCCGCCGCAGAAGGAGCAGCUUCGAUCGAAGUUGGCAGCGCAAAUGCUCGCCGUCCCUGAAACUGUCCAGACGGCGGUGCAGUCCUUGCCCAACACCACACCCCCAUUAGCGCUCAUAUUAACGGGUUUAUCCACCUAUUUAUCCUGCAUCCCAGAGACUAUUCCCGCUUCUACCGACGCCCAUCAGUACCGGGCUAACAGGGAAAACGUUGACAACGCCGUCCUACGCACCGUUGCCGCGUACGCAGUGGUGUUUGGGAUCGUGGCAAGCCACCGCAAGAGCAUCCCAUUCACCCCGCCCUCUCCGGAUAGGACCUACUGCGAGAACCUCUUCACAAUGGCUGGCUUAGUCGAUCCAGUCGCAGGCAUGCCGGACCCAGUCAAGCUCUCCUGCUUCCGCCGCUUCGCCAUGCUGAAUGCUGACCAUGGCAUGGCUCUCACCGUCUUCUCGGCCCUCGUGACGGCUUCUUCCCUCACAGACCCUGUGUCGUGUCUCAUCACAUCUGUUGCGUCAGCAUGGGGCCCGCUGCACUUUGGCGCAACAGAAUCCGCCCAGCGCGCUUUGGCAGAUAUUGGGACGGAGGCCGGAAUCCCUGCCUUCCUAGACGAAGUCAAACAGGGUCGUAAAAGGUUAUUUGGCUAUGGCCACCGCUCCUAUAAGAGGAUAGACCCACGAGUGCGUUUUGUCCAGUCAAUCCUUCAUGACCUGCCUUCUACCCGUCUCUUGAAAUUAGCCGAGGCCAUUGAGUGCGCUGCAUCGGCGGAUGACUAUUUUCGCAGCAGGGGGUUAUACCCAAAUGCGGAUUUUUAUGGGAACUUUGUCUUUACGGGGAUAGGGUUCGAGGUCGAAAUGAUCCCGGCAGCUAUGCUUGCGCAACGAAUCAUGGGCAUCAUGGCGCACUGGCGGGAGUACAUGCGUGAGUUCUGUGCCCAUACCACCCGUGCGAUGCAACGGUGA
This is a messenger RNA of Aspergillus nidulans FGSC A4, 1278 nucleotides long. Its product is annotated as putative citrate synthase. NCBI's taxonomy places the organism in Eukaryota, Fungi, Ascomycota, Eurotiomycetes, Eurotiales, Aspergillaceae. The record is from RefSeq and is a predicted model, not a curated record. Bases 1 to 1278 code for a protein of 425 amino acids. Gene Ontology annotation, molecular function: acyltransferase activity, acyl groups converted into alkyl on transfer. The transcript has 4 exons.